AAAAUCAUUUGAAAAAAGUAUUUUAGUUGUGAAAAUUUAAAGUUUAUGUUCUUUAAAUUUUACUGAAAUGUCGUCUGGUGGACAAUCAAUAUUGGAUGAACGUGGUGAAUAUUUAAAAAAUCCUUUUUUUGAGGGUCAUCUUUUUGGUGAAUUUUCACCAUUUUAUAUUACAAUAACAAUUUGUACAUUCUUUGCUUUAUUUUUAUUUGUAUUGAAUUUCGUGUUUGGAUGUUGUUCAAUCCAUAAAUAUUAUUGGCAAGACAGACAUACGGGUAAUCGCUGGCUAGUUUCUUUGUGGACAACAACAGCAUUUAAACAACCACCAUUAGAUUUAUCAGACGUUGAAGCAGCAUUCCAACCGGAUAUACAAUCAGCGUACAACUUUUCAAAUCCUCCCGAAUACUUAGAACUUCAAAAACGCGACGAUAAACGUGAAAGUGAAAUUUAAGCACAAAAAUGUUUCACAUAUAUUGGCCUGCAUGUGCUGCCUUAACAAUGUGUGUUUUGUUUGUAAUUUUCGGUAUUUUACGUUAUGGCCCAAAAUUAUGUAAGACAAGACAUACAACAUUACCAACAUAUCAUAACGAAGGGCGUUCGGCUGCGUAUGAACAGCAAAUUUCAUACAAUUAAA
Chrysoperla carnea is the source of this 631-nucleotide messenger RNA. RefSeq lists its product as uncharacterized. The coding region runs from base 68 to 448 and encodes 126 amino acids. The transcript has 3 exons. NCBI's taxonomy places the organism in Eukaryota, Metazoa, Arthropoda, Insecta, Neuroptera, Chrysopidae. The record is from RefSeq and is a predicted model, not a curated record.